Messenger RNA from Canis lupus familiaris (dog), 2576 nucleotides. It is a transcript of the gene NALF1, whose product is annotated as family with sequence similarity 155 member A. Bases 1202 to 2560 code for a protein of 452 amino acids. Gene Ontology annotation, biological process: calcium ion import across plasma membrane. Gene Ontology annotation, molecular function: stretch-activated, monoatomic cation-selective, calcium channel activity. The transcript has 3 exons. The record is from RefSeq and is a predicted model, not a curated record. NCBI's taxonomy places the organism in Eukaryota, Metazoa, Chordata, Mammalia, Carnivora, Canidae. Gene Ontology annotation, cellular component: plasma membrane.
GAGGCAAGACAGACCCUCGCCCCGCUGGAAACCUCUAACCGCCCUCCUGCAGCCCGGACUUUUUCCGGAGGCGGAGUGGGAGCCGGGGAUGCUGUAGGCAUCAGCCAGCAUCCUCGGCCGUGCGGUCCGCACGCUGACUUUGGUCAGUGGUAACGGAAAAGAGAAAACCCGAAAGGUGGGGAGGGCGCCGGGCGCGCGGAAGCCCAGGCGGGGCCCGCGGUGCGUCCUCUCCCUCCCGCUGCGCCCGGGGCCCAGCCCGGUGCCACUGCGCCAGGAUGGAGAGGUUUCGGCGCGGGAGGAGAUGACGCAAAAGCCAGUGCUCCCCCCAAAAAAGUGUUUCUCCAGGACGAAGAUGGCGGCAACUUAGCCGGGGACUGAAGAUGACUGUGGCUCUCGGGAGGCCCAGCCCAGGCGAUUCGGCCCCGAGGUCCGGGGGAGGCGGCGUCAGCAGUCGGAGCCCGGCGGGCAGACCUGCGGCAGCGGCGGCGGCGGCGGCGGCGGCUGUCAGAGCGCGGGGUGGGGGGUGGGGGGGAGGGAGAGCCCUGCCGGCGGCGGCUGCCCAGGCUCCGGACUCGGGGAGCGCAGGCGAGAAGUAGGAGCAGGCGGAGGAGAGAGAAAGGAGAAGGGAAGGAAGGAGGAGGAAGAGGAGGAGGAGGAGGAGGAGAGGAGCUGGGGAGGCGCUCCGGUCGCCGUCAGUGGGCAGCGGAGACGCGGCAUGCCCCUGGCAGGGGAGAGCGGGCUGUCCUCAGCAGGGCCAUGGGGACCCGCGCUGUGACAAUGCCUGGGUGAGAGGAGCAGCGCCAGCCACCCCGCCACCUCCACCAGCAUCACCUCCUGCACUCAGCUCACCACCGGCCACCAGCCCCAGCCUCCUCCGGCUGCCUCUCCUCCUCUCUCUCUCUCUCUCUCUCUCUCUCUCUCUCCAUUAUUGUUUUCUACUCUACAGAGGAUGGGGUCGGCUUAUGAUUAGGUCGGGAGCAAGUCAGAUCUUCCUCCAAAGCUGGUAAUAUUUAUGUAGGCAAAAAGAGAGAGAACAGAGGGAGAGAGAGAGAGAGAGAGAGAGAGAGAGAGAGAGAGAGAGAGAACACGAACCGGGAGGAGGGGAUAAGGAAAUUAAACCCUUUAAGUCAAUGCAUAUUGUGGUGACAGCGGCACAGGAGCCCUCACGGUGGAGUCGGCCAGGGCUGUGCGUUCCCAAAAUAUGACCAGGGGUGCUUGGAUGUGUCGGCAGUAUGACGACGGCUUAAAAAUCUGGUUGGCAGCACCCCGGGAGAACGAGAAACCGUUCAUCGAUUCAGAGAGGGCUCAGAAAUGGCGACUGUCUCUGGCAUCUCUCUUGUUUUUCACAGUCCUGCUCUCUGAUCACUUGUGGUUCUGCGCCGAGGCCAAGCUGACCCGGACCCGGGACAAGGAGCAGCAGCAGCAGCAGCAGCAGCAGCAGCGACAGCAGCAGCGACAGCAGCAGCGGCGGCAGCGGCAGCAGGAGCCCUCCUGGCCCGCGCUCCUGGCGAGCAUGGGGGAGUCCUCGCCCGCCGCCCAGGCACACAGACUCCUCUCCGCCUCCUCGUCCCCCACCCUGCCCCCCUCCCCGGGAGACGGCGGCGGCGGCAAGGGCAACCGAGGCAAAAACAACCGGAGCAAGGCUCUUUUUCUAGGAAACUCUGCCAAGCCCGUGUGGCGCCUGGAGACUUGUUACCCCCAGGGCGCCUCCUCGGGCCAGUGCUUCACGGUGGAGAGCGCGGACGCAGUGUGCGCCAGGAACUGGAGUCGGGGGGUGGCGGCCGCGGGGGAGGAGCAGCAGGUGAGGGGGACGCAUCCAACUCCGCUCUGGAACUUGUCGGAUUUUUACCUUUCGUUUUGUAAUUCCUACACACUUUGGGAGUUGUUCUCGGGGUUGUCCAGUCCCAACACUUUGAACUGUAGUCUGGAUGUGGUGCUCAAGGAGGGCGGCGAGAUGACCACUUGCAGGCAGUGCGUCGAGGCUUACCAAGACUACGACCACCACGCUCAGGAGAAAUACGAAGAGUUUGAGAGUGUGCUCCAUAAAUAUUUACAGUCGGAGGAGUACUCGGUGAAAUCGUGUCCUGAGGACUGUAAGAUUGUCUACAAAGCCUGGCUCUGUUCCCAGUACUUUGAAGUCGCUCAGUUUAACUGCAGAAAGACAAUUCCUUGCAAGCAAUACUGUUUGGAGGUUCAGACGAGGUGUCCGUUUAUAUUGCCCGACAAUGAUGAAGUCAUCUACGGGGGACUCUCAAGUUUCAUCUGUACAGGGCUCUACGAAACCUUUCUAACCAACGAUGACCCCGAAUGCUGUGAUGUCAGGAGAGAAGAGCGCCCGAGCAAGCCCUCCAGAGGGACGCUGGGGCCCAGCAGCGCCUGUCACAGGACGUCCCCCACAGUGUCAUCAGCGAGCAGGCUGUGCCACAGCAGACUCAAACUGUGCGUGCUCGUGCUCAUCCUGCUGCACACAGUGCUCACGGCCUCGGCGGCGCAGAACGGCACGGCGCUGGGCCUCGGGGGCGUGCAGGCGCUGGACGAGAGCUCGCCGCGCGACGAGUAGCCCGGGGCGCGGGGGC